This is a messenger RNA of Lindgomyces ingoldianus, 789 nucleotides long. RefSeq names its product NAD(P)-binding protein. The transcript has 2 exons. NCBI's taxonomy places the organism in Eukaryota, Fungi, Ascomycota, Dothideomycetes, Pleosporales, Lindgomycetaceae. The record is from RefSeq and is a predicted model, not a curated record. The coding region runs from base 1 to 789 and encodes 262 amino acids. Gene Ontology annotation, molecular function: oxidoreductase activity, acting on the CH-OH group of donors, NAD or NADP as acceptor.
AUGACUUCUGUAAAGCAAUUGUUUUCUCUGGAGGGCCAAACGGCUCUGGUAACAGGUGGGACGAGAGGCAUUGGACAGGCCAUGGCAUUGGCGUUGGCAGAAGCUGGAGCAGACAUUCUUCUCGUGCAGCGAGACACGUCCAACUCCUCUACAAAGCAAAAAAUCGAAGCCCUCAGCCGCAAAGCCACUAUAUAUACCGCAGACCUAUCCUCCCCUUCUGCCGUCUCCGCUGUCGUUCCCUCCAUCCUCAAAGACGGCUACAAGAUCCACAUCCUUCUCAAUUGCGGCGGGAUACAAAAGCGGCAUCCCGCGCACCAAUUCCCAGACGAAGACUGGCAAGCCGUGCUCCAAGUCAACCUCACCGCUGUCUUCACCCUCUGCCGCGACGUCGGCGCACACAUGCUCUCACAACAACCUUCCCUCCCGUGCAACCGUCGCGGCGCCAUCAUAAACGUGGCCAGCCUUCUAUCUUUCCAAGGCGGCAUCACAGUUCCCGCAUACGCAGCUAGCAAAGGCGGAGUCGCGCAAUUGACGAAAGCCCUGUCAAAUGAGUGGGCGAGCAAAGGGAUAAGCGUGAAUGCAAUUGCGCCAGGGUAUAUCGCUACGGAGAUGAACACAGCAUUGAUGGAGGAUAAUGAGAGAGCUGCAAGUAUUCUGGCAAGAAUACCAGCCGGUCGGUGGGGUGCCCCAGAGGAUUUCAAGGGUGCCAUUGUGUAUUUAGCAAGCGCGGCGAGCGCAUAUGUGAGUGGGGAAGUGCUGACGGUUGAUGGAGGCUGGAUGGGAAGGUAG